This is a messenger RNA of Aureobasidium pullulans EXF-150, 1041 nucleotides long. Its product is annotated as Metallo-hydrolase/oxidoreductase. The transcript is spliced from 4 exons. Lineage: Eukaryota; Fungi; Ascomycota; Dothideomycetes; Dothideales; Saccotheciaceae. Bases 1 to 1041 code for a protein of 346 amino acids. The record is from RefSeq and is a predicted model, not a curated record.
AUGAUGAAGAAUCUGGUCCUUGAUCCAUCGCACGCCGAGGCGCCUACUCGCGACCACCAGGAUUACCCUGACAGUCUGCCAGAGGCAAAGGAGACCAAGGUUCAUCCCACCAAUGCCGGAUCAGAGAAUGCAAGUCUGUAUUUCGUCGGAACAGCAACGACGAUAUUGGAAUGGGAGGGCGUUCGCAUCAUGACAGAUCCCAACUUCUUGCAUGCUGGAGACCAUGUUCAUCUCGGACCCGGUGUGACGGGAACAAGACAAACAAACCCAGCACUGGACCUGCACGAACUUCCUCGUAUUGACGCAGUCCUAUUGUCACACUACCAUGCAGACCACUUCGACCAAGAAGUUGAAGCUUCCCUUCGUCGCUCGUUGCCCAUUAUCACAACUCCUCACGCGAAAGAUCACUUGACUUCGAAGGGUGAGGAGGAGUCUUUCAGCAAGGUAUACGAUCUCGACUUCUUCCAGAGCAUGUAUGUCGAUAUCCGCAAGUCUGGAACUACACAUGAAGCAACGAAUAAGAAGGUUCCGGCUGUAAAGGUAACAGGUAUGCCUGGUAAACAUGUUCCGCAGGGUAUGCUGAGCAAGGCCAAUGACCUGCUCGGUGCUGUGCCACCUACCAAUGGCUGGAUGCUGGAGUUGGGCUACAAGGAGGGCGAUGGCAGCUCCACUGAUAGCUUCAAGAAUGGAUACCGCAUCUAUAUUUCCGGCGACACACUCAUGGUCGACGAGCUCAAGGAAAUCCCAGAACGCUACAAGGGUCAAAACAUCGACCUGAUGUUGAUCCACCUUGGCGGCACUACGAUCCCAUCGCCAAAAUUGCCAAUGUUGAUGGUAACCAUGGAUGCAAAGCAAGGCAUUGAACUUGUCAGACUGAUCGAUCCUGACUUGACCAUUCCCAUCCACUACGAUGACUACGAUGUCUUCCUAAGUCCUUUGGACGACUUCAAGAAGCAAAUGGAGGAGGCAGGGUUGAGUCAGAAAGUCGUGUACCUGGAUCGCAAGGACCAGUACAAGUUCGCCGUGCAGCAAAGCAACUGA